Messenger RNA from Dermacentor silvarum, 582 nucleotides. RefSeq lists its product as uncharacterized. The record is from RefSeq and is a predicted model, not a curated record. Lineage: Eukaryota; Metazoa; Arthropoda; Arachnida; Ixodida; Ixodidae. The transcript has 3 exons. The coding region runs from base 48 to 506 and encodes 152 amino acids.
CCGCCCACGACAAUCUCAGGUACUUCACUGCCAAAGACAGCCACACCAUGAAGUAUACGAUUGUGCUCCUCGUCUUCACUACUCUCAUCGCCGUUGCCCUCGCUGGCUACGCGUAUGGUGGCUAUGGAGGAUACGGACUUGGCGGCUACGGUGGCUACGGCGGCUAUGGAGGAUACGGAGGCUAUGGGGGAUACGGCGGCUAUGGUGGUUAUGGUGGCUACGGAGGUUACGGCCGCGGAUAUGGCGGAUAUGGAGGCUAUGGCGGAUAUGGUGGCUACGGAGGAUAUGGUGGAUACGGACACGGAGGUUACGGUGGUUACGGCCGUGGCUACGGAGGCUACGGCGGUUACGGAGGCUACGGUCACGGAUACGGCGGCUACGGCCACGGGCACGGAGGCUAUGGUCACGGAUACGGAUUCAAAAAGAUAAUCUACGGCCAUGGAUACGGCCACGGCGGUUACGGACAUGGAGGAUACGGAGGCUAUGGUCAUGGCUACCACGGCUGAAAUUCAGUUGCUUUCAUUGUGAGUGCUCCUGUCUUAAUAAAAACCUCUGCCCUCUCCCUUCAAAAGGACUGUUCUU